Copidosoma floridanum is the source of this 2995-nucleotide messenger RNA. Its product is annotated as organic cation transporter protein. Gene Ontology annotation, cellular component: membrane. Gene Ontology annotation, biological process: transmembrane transport. Gene Ontology annotation, molecular function: transmembrane transporter activity. The record is from RefSeq and is a predicted model, not a curated record. Lineage: Eukaryota; Metazoa; Arthropoda; Insecta; Hymenoptera; Encyrtidae.
GCGAGUGCGCCGAUUUUUCCUGCGUAUGUGUGUGUACUUUUCGAUCUUUCGUAUCGUACAACCAUCCUGCAUUGAUCGUUGCUUCUAUCGAUUUCAUUUUCAUGGUUAUAGUAUCUUGCCGAUUUUUGCCGAUUUUUGCCGAUUUUCGGUGGCUCUGGUCAAAAAAGUAUGUGCGCGAGGCAAUAGCUCCAUUUCUGUAUGUCAAAGGCAGCACCGGUAGACAAGAGGCGAUAAAAGUGAAAAGGAGCGAAACAAGAAGAAGAGGAGCAAAACCGGCAGUGCCUGUCUCGCCGUUCAUACACACACGUACGAGAGACAUUGAGGCUGCAUUAUUUACUUUUUGCUCCAAGCGUACUUACUUACAUCGAGAAGACGAGCUUUUGAAAAGCGACAGCAGCGGCUACUGGAAGCUGCUGGUUCGGUCCAUGCUGCAUAGAGACGCGACGACUCAAAGAGGCGAGUCUGGCAUUAAGUACUCGCAUCGGUUGCGCGCCAUUGUUCGGUAAAAGGUGGUGUGCCAAGGGAGGAAAUCGUCGAAACUUAUUGCACGUAUUGCGAGCGGAAGAAGAAUCAAGCUCUUGCACGUGAGUUGGCAGCGGAAGGAGUAGUCCAGGAUUACCUAAUUUGGAUUUCCGAAGAAAUCGGUACCGAUUCGAAAGAGGAGCCAGUCAGUAUUACGGGCACUACAGUCGCCGAGAGGUGGCCUUCGAGGAAAACUCCGAGAUAAUAUCACAAAUACAAGAGAAAAAAAAUAAACAAAAACCAAACUCGUCCUUUAUCACAAGCGCCUAAUUUCAACGUCCUGCAUCACCAGGCGGUGUAAUGAAGAAUUUGCCAAUCAACGAACAUGAGUUGAACGGUAAGCAACACCACAUAGUCAACGGCAAAGAUGCCGAGGCUGCGGGUGGCGGUAACAAUUUAAUCAUCAACAAAAAGCACAUGAAUGGAAAAUGCAAUAAUGGCAGCAGCAUCGACGCGAUCCAGCGCUCAAUGGGCGACCUCGGACGCUGGCAGAUCUUCGUCUGCACGGCCAUAUCGUUGGUCAAGUUCCCGGUUGCCUGGCACCAGCUGGCCAUCGUCUUCAUGGCACCCAAACAGGAGUUUAGUUGCACAGCACCGGGACGUGGCAACGGGACGGACCAGUGCCACGCGAUGGUCAAUGGAAAUGUCGUCGACUGCACGGAGUGGGAGUUCAACAGGACAGUUUUUCCCGAGACGAUAAUAUCACAGUGGAACCUCGUGUGCUCGCGCUCAAACUACGCUGAUCUCCAACAGUCCAUUCUCAUGUUUGGCAUUUUGCUUGGUAGCAUAUCCUUCGGCUUUUUGUCCGAUAGGUUCGGCCGAAAGCCCCCCCUAAUGUUCUCGAUCGUGCUCCAACUGGUAUCUGGCAUCGGCUGCGCCGUCGUCCCGUGGUUUCCGGCUCUAUUGUUCCUGAAAUUUUUGAGCGCCGUCGCGACAGGCGGUACAAUGGUCACCAGUUACGUAAUAUGUAUGGAGAUAGUCGGGAAAAGUUGGCGAGCCGCUAUAACCAUCCUGUACCAAAUCCCGUACAGUCUGGGCCACAUGUCGCUGGCCGGUCUGGCUUACUGGUUCAGGCACUGGCAGCACCUGCAGAUCGCCAUGACCCUACCUUCCAUCGUGUUGCUGGGCUACUGGUGGGUCGUGCCCGAGUCGCCCAGGUGGCUCAUCGCCAUGGGCAAGCAAAGGGCAGCCUGCAAAGUCAUACGCAAGGCUGCCAAGAUCAAUAAACUGGGCGAGCAAGACGUGCAAGAGAUCGUUAGGAAGCAUUGCUUGCAUCAGAACUCCAAAAGGACAGAGACCGACGGUAGGGCUUCGUUCAUGGAUUUGUUCCGUACGCCCAAUAUGAGAGUGAAGUCGCUGUCGAUUUUCUUCAAUUGGAUCGUUUGCGGUAUGGGUCUGUUCGGGAUGACUCAGUACAUAGGCCACGUGGAAGGUGACAUUUUCUUGAAUUUCGCGCUGUCCGGCAUACUGCAAGUCCCGGGAAAUUUUCUUGCCUGGUACACCAUGAACGCGUACGGCAGGCGAGUCACGCUCAUCGGGAGCAACACGUUGACCGGCGUCGCGGCAAUUUUUUUGAUAUUCGUCGACAAAGAAUACGAUUGGCUCAAGUUGUUGUUCGCCUGCUGCGGCAUCGUAGGUAUGUCAGUUUCGUUCACAACUGUCUACCUGUACUCCGGGGAACUGUUUCCCACCGUGAUACGGAACAUUGGAGUGGGAACCAGUAGCAUGUGCGCGAGGAUAGGAUCCAUGCUGGCGCCUUUUGUAGUCUCACUGGGGAGCUACAAAUUGUGGUUGCCGCCACUUAUUUUUGGAAUACUGCCGCUGUGUGGGGCUCUUUUGUGCUUUUUACUUCCGGAAACUGUUGGCUGUGAGCUCCCAGAGACUUUGGAAGAUGGAGAGAAUUUCGGAAAAUCGGAGAAGUUAUUAGCUAAGAGCAAGGAGCAGAGCGAAAUCGAAAUGACCCUGUGAAGGCGAAGAAACUGAAUUCCAUAGCAAAAAAGUGCCUUUUGACAUGUUUCGAAAAACCAAGGGACGAUGUCAGAGCUUCGCUUUAGCGAUAAAACAAAAAGUUUUGCAAUUUUUUUUAUACUUAUUUAUUGCAUUGUCAAAUAAUACAAAAAGUAUUCGAUCUGUUGUCGAACUUGCCAAUUAUUGUACUUUUUAUGUAUGAUGUUUGCAACUGUAGGGAACUCGUGCGUUCGUAAUGUGCACCACGUAGAAUUUUCAUCUUCAGCCAUUGUUAAAUGUUUCUAAGGUAUUUUAAGUUAAGAAAUUGUUCUUCGAGUUAUUCAUGUGCGUAAUUGUUGAAUACAUUUUUAAUGAAGAUGGAAAUUUAAAAAUUAAUAUAAAAGUAGGAAGUGAUGCAAUUACAAUCUGCAACAUACUCAAUAAAUGUUUUUUAGUUAUUGUAACGAAAGAUGUAUAUUUGAAGAUUUUUAUGAAUUUCUAAAUAUAAAAUAUUUUUGAACUUUCA